GACUGUUCCUACUUCCAGUUGCUGGCCAAGCUAGAGCUUUUAUCGCCGGGUUUCUACAUCAGUCAUAGCAUUACAAUUGACCGCGACAAAACACUCUAACUCCUUUGCAUUCUGAAGCUUGGUAUGCAACACUUCAGGACAGCGCAACUGGCCAUCAAAGACCACGCUCAGGCAAGUAUGAAGCAAGCUCGCCGCCGCACCCAGUGCGGCCGGUCACGUGACGCGCCUGGCGCAGUAUCCCACGCGUUCGCAAGCGACUAGUCAGCUAUACUACUUUAGCCGCCACUAAAGCCCCCAACCCGGCCGGCAUUCCCACCCAAACCACGGUCCAAAGCUUUGUAAAUCCACCCACAACAAGGCAAAUAUCCCAUUUACCUGCAGGUGUCCCGCAAAGCAAAAAAAGACCACCCCUGCCGCCAGAUCUCGCCUGCCGCCAGACCUCACAGGGGCUCCAACCUCCGCCCACCGCCGUCAGACGCCCCCGAUUUUAUCGCCACAAUGUCGUUUUGGGCAGAAAACAAACACACGUUCAAAUCAGCCGGGAUCGCCACGGCCAAAGGCAUCGGCUCCGGCACAAAGGCGCUCUCCAAGGCCGGCUACAACACGUACAAAAACCACGACGCCGCCAAGAAAGGCGGCCUGGCGCCCGGCGAAAAUAGCACGCUGCCGCCGCCCUCCGGCCCCGCGGCCCCCAUCAUGGAUAAGGAGAAAUUGCACUCCUUGCCCCCGCCGCCCAAGCGGAACGUGCCCACCUAUGCCGCGCCUUCCCGCGGUGAGGUCUCCGCGUACCUGGGCGCCACUAUCCAGGCUGCGUCCAACGAAACCGCCGGGCCCCCGACGCUGGGGCCUCUGGCGGGACCGCCGGGCCACGUCCUGCAGGCAGUGCCGCCGGCGCCGUUGCCGGCCCGGCCCGUGCCAGCAAAUCCAAGCGGGCCUAUGCCGGCAGACCCGCCGCCAAUAGCCUCGCGGCCACGCAUGCCUGUGCCAGGGUCCUUGGACAAUGCUCAGGCGCCGGCCGCUGCCACGGCCGCUGGGGCACCCGUCAUUCCCACCCGAGCCCAACCGGCCCCUUACUUGGAAAGUCCAUCUCCACAGAGCCUUCCCAACCCACAGAGCCUUCCCAAUCCACAGAGCCUUCCCAAUCCACAGAGCCUUCCCAAUGCACCAAACGCUCUGAACCCACCAACCCCACCGAAUCCACUGCACCCUCCCAACCCCUCUCUGCAAACCCCCCACUCCCAGAACCCGGAGCAACAGGUCAAGCGCGUGCCCAAGCCACCGCCCGACGUGUCGAUGUUUGCGCCACCGCCAGUGCGCAGAGACAGAGGCGAGGCGCAGGCUCAGGGACAGCCCGGGGCACUCUCGUCGGCAGGGGCCCAUGUUCCGUCGUUACCACCAAGAGCAGGCUCGGUGAGCGCAUCGCCUCCGCCAUCAUACUCAGAGACGGCGCCCGCGCCGGCGGGCUCUUUGGGCCACGGCUCGGAGAACGGCUCGGAUCAACCGCCCUCUCGCGCCCCUGUGAGAUAUACGGCCAUCGACGUCUCCAAGCUCGGGCCCCCGCCGCCCAGAAGGCCGGGUGCGGCCGAAUGGCCAGCUUCCAGAACCGAGUCGGCCGCGUCCGUAAGCAGCGCUAGUGUGGUGUCCCCGCCUCCAAGGCCCGUGUCGGUCAGUGCAGCCGCCUCUCCGCAACCCUCUCAUACAACGGUGCCGCCGGUGAAACCGAAGAAAACCCCUCCUCCCAAACCGGCAAAACUUCAGCAGAGCGAGCUUGCUCCGCCAAGCGCGUCGCCGUCUCUUCCUCAGCAAAGUCCAUUGCCUCACAAUCCUGGAAUCCGGUCUGUGAAUGGCCUUGAGGCGCCCUCUGAACCGACGGGAGUGGCUCCUGUCGCGUCCAUGCCUUCGGCACCAAACUUUGCCGCUGAGAUCGCCAUGUUGAAGCUGCAUAUGUCGCAAGGCCCCGGGUCUCAAAGUCCCGAGAGCCAUGCGAAGCCCCAGCGGCCUGUUAAGCCGUCAAAGCCCCAGCUAAACCAGCAGCCGGUCCUUCCAUCGCAAUCAGCCACCUUUGAAACGGCCAAGCCCGAAUCAAAUGACAAGCCCGCGAAGCCCCCGAAACCCCAAAAACCACCGAAGCCAGGUAAGCCUGCGGUGUUCUUUUCCACCCCUUCACUGGUAGCCCCAGAAAUUCGGAGCAUACCAAGUAAGCAGGCACCCAAACCUCUCGUGUUGCCUUUCUCCGUCGAGCGCUUAAACCACCCAACUCCACAGAGCCAUAUGCCGGGAUUCAGAAUCCCGGUCAAGGGCCAGUUUCAUCACGAAGAGAGCCACAAAGACGCGGAACAGGCGGGCAUUGAAUCCAGCCAUGAAACGCCCAGUCGGGAAAAGUCGUUUCCAAGCCCUGUGCAAAUACCGCUUCUGGCCGAACCCGGAACCCACCCUUCUGUCAACCGUCUUGUGCCAGGCUUUAGAGUACCAGUGAAAGGCCAGUUCAAUCAAAACAGGAAGCCAGACGAAUUGGAAUCACCCUCCCUGGACCCCAGAUCCACCCGGUCCACUCCCCCUCCCGUGCCGCCAUCGAGAAAUUCCAAAGUUCAAUCCAACACGUCUUCUGCAUCUUCAACUCCACCUCCUCCUCCGCCCGCGAGGAAUUACACCAGGGCUCCAGCACCAGUACCGCAAGAAGCAGUUGUGCGUCCCACGGUGGACCUCGAGCUAUCCACCGGUUGGUAUGCCAACAUAGACUCUCCUCUUGUGCUUCCCUCUGCGCUUCUGGGCCUCAAUUACUCCUCGAGCUUCCUGACCACCACUAAGUCUUUUCCUAGUGGACCUCUGCAAGAAAACAUACGUACAUUAGACGUGAGAUUUCAGGAUUUAUCGAGGGCAAUUUACCAGAUAAAAUGGAUUGGUGACAGAUUCGCGGACGCGGUAGGGGAGAUGAUCAAAUUUGUUCCAUCGCCAAUUGAACACAAUUGUCCUACAAAGAAGCAGUUGGUGGAAUACAGCGAGAAAUUCGGGGGUUAUGUGACUUCCUGGUGCUCACACAAAGAGGGCCAACAAGUUGGGACUGGGGAGUGUUGGGAUCUCGCCAAGGAAGCACUCGCUAAGGGAUGUGGCAAACAUGCGUUCGUCUCGCAGUAUUAUCACCAUGGCUAUCCUAUUUUGGAACUCACGGGCACUGCCUCAGGCAAAACAGUAUCUAAGGGUCCCGAGGACGAGAUCAGACCGGGAGACGUCUUGCAAUUCAAACUGGCCACUUUCUAUAAUAAGCAUACAGGCGUCACGCAAACCGUUGGAAGCCCGAAUCACACCGCCGUUGUGAUUGAGAAAGGUCAAGAAAGUUUGUUGGUGUUGGAGCAAAACGUCCAGGGGGUGAAAAUUGUCAGGAAGGGAGAAUAUGUUUUGGGCAAUAUGACAGGAGGUUCUGUCAUGGUAUAUAGGCCUGUUCCGGCCACAUGGGCCGAGUGAGUAUUUUCCCUAAUUGAGUCGCAACCCUAUAUUCCACUACCGCUCGCUGUUGAGUCAACGCGUCAGUGCCGCAUACACAAAAAAGAAUACUACAUAAUCUCUGAUUGUCGCAAAAGACAUGGACUGCAAAAGAAUUUAA
Messenger RNA from Metschnikowia bicuspidata var. bicuspidata NRRL YB-4993, 3601 nucleotides. It is a transcript of the gene MUC1, whose product is annotated as Muc1p. The record is from RefSeq and is a predicted model, not a curated record. Lineage: Eukaryota; Fungi; Ascomycota; Pichiomycetes; Serinales; Metschnikowiaceae. The transcript has a single exon. The coding region runs from base 499 to 3462 and encodes 987 amino acids.